AUGCCAGCUGACCAGAGUUCUCCCCGGUGGUCCUCGGUCCUGGCUCCAGAGGGACAUGGCAGCUCGUGUGAGGUGAGCAGGGAGAGGACCCCACGGGCAGGAAUUCAUUCAGUGAGGCACAGCCCAGACCUGUCAGCAGGCCCUCAGGGAAGGGCCAGUGCUGACCAUAUCGCCUUGAACAGGAUUGUGUUGUUACAGGUCUCUGUGUCAUUCGAGGAUGUGACCGUGAACUUCAGCAGGGAAGAGUGGCAGCAUUUGGACCCUGCUCAGAGACGCCUGUACCGGGAUGUGACACUGGAGAACUACAGCCACCUGCGCUCAGUGGGGUACCAGGUUCCCAAACCAGAGGUCAUCUUCAAAUUGGAGCAAGGAGAGGGGCCAUGGACAUUGGAGGGAGAAACCCCACAUCAGAGCUGUUCAGGUGAGGAUAUUGGGAAAGUACAACAACAGAGAAUUUCUGGAAAAGUUCCACUCCCCUGUGAGAAAUUUGGUCAAUCUAUAAGAAAAGCUCCAUUGUGUUCCAUUUUAGAAGAAUUGUGGCAAAAUAAUAGCGAGCUAGAGAGGUAUCCAGGAAGCCAAAAUAACCCUUUAAGUCCUGUGAAAGUGCUGAGCUGUGAAUGUAAAAAUAUUGAAAAAAUAAUUCACGUGAGUUCCAAGCUUGUUCCUUCAAUUAAAAGACUCCAUAACUAUGACACAUUUGGAAAGAGUUUGAAGCACACUUUAAACCUACAUAACCAUAAUAAGAGCAAUUCAACAAAGAACCUUGAUAAGAUUUUUGGAAAUGAUAACAAUUUUGCCCACAGCUCUUCCUCCCCCGAGAAUGCUGCCACAGGGGCAAAUGCCUGCAAAAUUAAUCAAUGUGAAAAGCAUCUUGGCAACAAACAAGUUCUCAUCCCCCAGCAGCAAAUUCAGACCGGGGAGCAACUUUAUGUUUGUACUGAGUGUGUAAAGAGCUUCCCCCAGAAGUCACAUCUCUUUGAGCAUCAGAGAAUGCAUGCUGAGGGAAAAUCCCAUGAAUGCAAUAAAAGUGAGAACACCCUCACUCAGAAGCCACAGAUUAAUGGACCUCAAAGUGUUUAUACAGGGGAUAAACCCUAUAUAUGUACUCAGUGUGGGAAGGCCUUUACUCUCAAGUCAAACCUCAUUACACAUCAGAAAAUUCAUACUGGGCAGAAACCGUAUAAGUGCAGUGAGUGUGGAAAAGCCUUUUUCCACAGAUCGUAUCUCUUUAGACAUAUGAGAAUUCAUACAGGAGAAAAACCCUAUGAAUGUAGUGAAUGUGGAAGAGGCUUCUCCCAGAAUUCAGACCUUCAUAUACAUCAGAAGACUCAUACUGGAGAGAAACACUAUGCAUGCAGUGAAUGUGGGAAAGCCUUUACAAGAAAGUCCGCGCUCAGAAUGCAUCAGAGAAUCCACACAGGAGAGAAACCUUAUGUAUGCACUGAAUGUGGGAAGGCUUUCAUCCAGAAAUCACAUUUCAAUACACAUCAGAGAAUCCAUACCGGUGAAAAACCUUACGAAUGCAGUGAGUGUGGAAAAUCAUUCACUAAGAAGUCACAACUCCAUGUGCAUCAAAGAAUUCACACAGGAGAAAAACCCUAUAUAUGUACAGAAUGCGGAAAGGUCUUUACUCAUAGGACAAACCUCACUACACAUCAGAAGACUCAUACUGGAGAGAAACCCUACAUGUGUGCUGAAUGCGGAAAGGCUUUCAGUGACCAGUCAAAUCUCAUUAAACACCAGAAAACUCACACUGGAGAGAAACCCUAUAAAUGCAAUGGCUGUGGAAAAGCCUUUAUAUGGAAGUCACGCCUCAAAAUACAUCAGAAGUCUCAUAUCGGAGAGAGACACUAUGAAUGCAAUGAAUGUGGGAAAGCCUUUAUCCAGAAAUCAACACUAAGUGUGCAUCAGAGAAUCCACACAGGAGAGAAACCCUACGUUUGUCCUGAGUGUGGGAAGGCCUUCAUCCAGAAAUCACACUUCAUUGCACAUCACAGAAUUCAUACUGGAGAGAAGCCUUAUGAAUGCAGUGACUGUGGGAAGUGCUUUACUAAGAAGUCACAACUCCGUGUGCAUCAGAAAAUUCACACAGGGGAGAAGCCCAACAUAUGCGCUGAAUGUGGGAAGGCCUUCACUGACAGGUCAAAUCUGAUAACACACCAGAAAAUCCAUACCCGAGAGAAACCCUAUAAGUGCGGUGACUGUGGGAAAACCUUCACCUGGAAGUCCCGCCUCACCAUCCAUCAGAAAUCUCACACUGGAGAAAGGCACUAUGAAUGCAGUAAAUGUGGGAAAGCCUUCAUCCAGAAAGCAACGUUGAGCAUGCAUCAGAUCAUUCAUACAGGAAAGAAACCCUACGCUUGUACAGAAUGUCAGAAGGCCUUCACCGACAGAUCAAACCUCAUUAAACACCAGAAAACGCACAGUGGAGAAAAGCUAUAA
Molecule: messenger RNA, 2442 nt
Organism: Puma concolor (puma)
Lineage: Eukaryota; Metazoa; Chordata; Mammalia; Carnivora; Felidae
Source: RefSeq, a predicted model, not a curated record